AGAAUCAAAAUUGAUUAACAAUUCGAUAAAAUCCUAAAACGAGAGAGAAGAAGACCGGAUUUUAUUUUUUUUUUAUCCGAAAAAAUGGCGAAAUUGAUCUUAUUGGUUGCGUCGGCCUUGUGCUUGGCCACUCUGGUCAACUUCGCCGCGGCCGAUGCCGACGACUUCGACCGAUUCCACAUAAAGGGAUCCGUCUACUGCGACACUUGUCGCGUCCAGUUCUUCACCCGCCUCAGCAAAUUCCUCGAAGGUGCUAAGGUGAAGCUGGAAUGCAAGAACAUCGACAACCAGACGGUGACACUGACGAAAGAGGCAGUGACCGACAAGUCGGGGAACUACGAGAUGGUAGUAAUGGGCGACCACGAGGACGAGGUUUGCGAGAUCGUACUCGCGGAAUCCCCCGACACGGAGUGCAGCGACAUUAACAAUGAAGAGUUCACCAGAAACGCCGCCAGAAUCAGUUUGACCGCUAACGACGGAAUUGUCUCCAACGAGACACGAACCGUAAACCCUCUAGGGUUUAUGAGGAGGACUCCUCUCUCUGACUGUCCUAAAGCCUUCGAGGAACUUGGCAUUGUCCCUGACGUCAUCUUCUAAGGCAAUUUAUUGUUGAUUCGAUCGAGGUUUUGGAUACAUAUAUAAUUCUUUUUGGAAGAUACGUACAAAUGUUAUAUAUAUAUAUAUACACAUACACCCAUCUAUAUAUAUAUAUAUGUCUUGGGUUUUUUGAAGAACACAAAGAUGGCGAUGAAGAGAUUACAGUUCAUAUAUAUGAUAUCCGAAGUUUGUUUUUUUUGUUUUUUAUUUUUAUUUUUUCUUGAUUUCGAUUGUUUUAAGAAUGAUAUGAUUAUUUCCAUGUUUCGUGCACGUUUUUUUUUAAUGUUUCGCCUUGUAAUAAAAUUUGCAAGGACCGUAGGUUUUUAUGAUAAUCUGAUAUUCUUGGAUCUA
This is a messenger RNA of Tarenaya hassleriana, 948 nucleotides long. Its product is annotated as pollen-specific protein-like At4g18596. NCBI's taxonomy places the organism in Eukaryota, Viridiplantae, Streptophyta, Magnoliopsida, Brassicales, Cleomaceae. Bases 85 to 597 code for a protein of 170 amino acids. The record is from RefSeq and is a predicted model, not a curated record. The transcript has 2 exons.